Messenger RNA from Boleophthalmus pectinirostris (great blue-spotted mudskipper), 1402 nucleotides. It is a transcript of the gene yeats4, whose product is annotated as YEATS domain containing 4. The coding region runs from base 178 to 858 and encodes 226 amino acids. The record is from RefSeq and is a predicted model, not a curated record. The transcript has 7 exons. Lineage: Eukaryota; Metazoa; Chordata; Actinopteri; Gobiiformes; Gobiidae. Gene Ontology annotation, biological process: regulation of DNA-templated transcription.
CCGGAUGAUGCGGGCAGUUGCACUUCCGGCUCUUGUUUUGGCUGGUAGUUUGAAUUGAGACCGAGAGCUUUAUAAGUUCUCAUUUUUGGCUUCUAAAUGGACGUAAAUUUGGGAAUAGAUUAUUUCCGCGGAGCGACAAUAAUCUAAGGUUUUUAAUUUCACGCAUUUUUCUAUAAUAUGUUCAAAAAGAUGAGUGAAUUUGGCCCAGAUUCCGGAGGGAGAGUUAAGGGGAUCACGAUUGUUAAACCAAUUGUGUUUGGAAAUGUUGCCCGCUAUUUUGGAAAGAAGCGAGAGGAGGAUGGACACACGCACCAGUGGUCUGUUUACGUGAAGCCUUACAGGAACGAGGAUAUGUCUGCCUACGUAAAGAAGAUUCAGUUUAAACUACACGAAAGCUACGGGAACCCUUUGAGAGUGGUGACCAAUCCCCCAUACGAGAUCACAGAGACUGGAUGGGGAGAGUUUGAAAUAAUCAUCAAGAUCUUCUUUAUUGACCCCAAUGAGAGACCUGUCACACUGUACCAUCUACUGAAGCUUUUCCAGUCUGACUCGAGUGCAAUGCCCAAAAAGACUGUGGUUUCAGAGUUUUAUGAUGAAAUGAUUUUCCAGGAUCCUACAGCCAUGAUGCAGCAGCUUUUGACCACAUCGAGGCAACUCACUUUGGGGGCGUACAAACAUGAGACUGAAUUUGGUGAACUGGAGCAGAAAACGAAAGAAAAGGUAGAAGCUGCAAAGAAGAGAACGAGUCAGGAGAUCGCCGAGCUGAAAGACAAACUCAAGGCCAGUCGAGAAAACAUCAACCACCUCAAAUCUGAAAUCCGAAAGCUGGAGGAAGACGGGGAGCAGAAAGAGCACUGACUGUAAUAAACCUCAACAAAUCAGAUCAUGCAACAGGGAUGUCUGUGUUUAAACAAAAAUAUUGACUUUUUAAAGACGGCCCGGGACUUGAAAAGUCUGUUUUCUCUCAACAUUAAAUGAGUUAAAAGAUGUAACUUUGCUCGUUUCUAUGGAGAUGCUGCUGCUUUCCCUGGUAUGUUUCUGUGGUACGGUGCAAAACUUUUCUAUCGUGCAUUUUUUCCAAUUUCUGAGCUCGCCUCUCCAGUCUCCACAGACCUGACUUGUAAGUGCCACCUCCAUGGAAAUAUGUUUAAUGCCGUAGUACGGAACAUCCCAGACAAAGCUUUAACCUCUCAAUUGAGACAUGCAGAGGAGUUAUAUCGUUAAAUAACAAACAUGUUCUGUUCACUGACUUCGUUUUGGUUUAAUGUUUUUAUUUCUAGACCCAGUUUUCUAUGUAAAUUUUUUAUAAUUUUAAGUAAUUUGUAAUAUUCUGCUGUAACAUAAACAUGCCUGCCUGGACUUAAACAUUUUGUAAUAAAUAUGUUACAGACGUUUUGUACAA